Messenger RNA from Hordeum vulgare subsp. vulgare (domesticated barley), 3376 nucleotides. RefSeq names its product alpha,alpha-trehalose-phosphate synthase [UDP-forming] 1-like. Gene Ontology annotation, biological process: trehalose biosynthetic process. Lineage: Eukaryota; Viridiplantae; Streptophyta; Magnoliopsida; Poales; Poaceae. The transcript is spliced from 18 exons. The coding region runs from base 125 to 3067 and encodes 980 amino acids. The record is from RefSeq and is a predicted model, not a curated record. Gene Ontology annotation, molecular function: alpha,alpha-trehalose-phosphate synthase (UDP-forming) activity. Gene Ontology annotation, cellular component: cytosol.
CUCCGUUGUUGUAACCAGCCGGCCGAAGCCCCCUUCUCAGUGCAACGAGUCCAGAGCGGCGCGCGGCUCGGCCGGGAUAUCGGGCCUACAAAUCAGCCGGGGCGGCGUCUCGCGGAGGGGGUGCAUGAGCUCUGCCGUCCAGCGAAGAAGCAGCGUCAGAAGCGGGGACCCCAGGGCCGACGCAGCCAUGCCGGUCCCUUCAUCCAACGCCCCCAACUCCUCGCCCUUCUCCAACGACGGCGGCGGCUCGCCCAACGGCAUCGACCGCGUGCUCCGGGGCAGCGCCCGGCGCAACCACUUGCCCACAGACGCGUCCCCCGACGCCAUGGAAACGGACGUCGCUGAGCCCGCCGCUGCCUUCCUCGGCCCGCACGCCAACAUGGACGAUGCCGGCGGUGGCGGGUCGGGGGGCCACGCCGCGCGCCCGCCGCUCUCCGGACCACGCAACGGGUUCCGCCGCCUCGGCCUCCGCGGCAUGAAGCAGCGCCUCCUCGUUGUGGCCAACCGUCUCCCCGUCUCCGCCAAUCGCCGCGGCGAGGAUCAGUGGUCCCUGGAGAUCAGCGCCGGCGGCCUCGUCAGCGCCCUUCUCGGCGUGAAGGAUGUCGACGCGAAGUGGAUCGGAUGGGCGGGUGUGAAUGUCCCCGACGAGGUCGGCCAGCGGGCUCUCACCAGUGCGCUCGCCGAGAAGAGAUGCAUACCAGUGUUCCUGGAUGAGGAGAUUGUGCACCAGUACUACAACGGGUACUGCAACAACAUACUGUGGCCGCUCUUCCACUACCUGGGGCUGCCGCAGGAGGACAGGCUGGCGACCACGAGGAACUUCGAGUCGCAGUUCGACGCGUACAAGCGAGCCAAUCAGAUGUUUGCAGACGUCGUCUAUGAGCACUACCAGGAAGGGGAUGUGAUCUGGUGCCAUGACUACCACCUCAUGUUCCUGCCCAAGUGCCUCAAAGAACAUGACAUCAACAUGAAGGUCGGAUGGUUCCUGCACACGCCGUUCCCUUCCUCGGAGAUUUACCGUACUCUGCCAUCCCGCUCUGAGCUGCUUCGCUCCGUGCUCUGCGCUGAUCUAGUCGGAUUUCAUACAUACGAUUAUGCAAGGCAUUUCGUGAGUGCAUGUACCAGAAUACUUGGACUCGAGGGUACCCCUGAGGGUGUGGAGGAUCAGGGAAAGUUAACACGGGUUGCAGCGUUUCCUAUUGGGAUAGACUCUGAGCGUUUCAAAAGAGCGUUGGAUAUUGCAGCAGUAAGAAGACAUGUCACUGAAUUGACACAGCGAUUUGCAGGGCGGAAGGUAAUGCUUGGUGUUGAUCGACUUGACAUGAUCAAAGGAAUUCCACAAAAGAUUUUGGCCUUUGAAAAAUUUCUUGAGGAAAACCCUGAAUGGAAUGAUAAAGUCGUUCUACUUCAAAUUGCCGUACCAACUAGAACAGAUGUCCCUGAGUAUCAGAAGCUUACAAGCCAAGUGCAUGAAAUUGUUGGGCGCAUAAAUGGACGAUUUGGAACAUUGACUGCUGUUCCUAUUCAUCAUCUGGAUCGAUCUCUUGAUUUCCAUGCCUUGUGUGCUCUUUAUGCAGUUACUGAUGUGGCUCUUGUAACAUCACUGAGAGAUGGAAUGAAUCUUGUAAGCUAUGAAUAUGUUGCAUGCCAGGGAUCAAAAAAAGGAGUUCUGAUAUUGAGUGAGUUUGCCGGUGCAGCACAAUCUCUUGGCGCUGGUGCCAUUCUUGUAAAUCCCUGGAACAUUACAGAAGUUGCAGACUCAAUAAAACAUGCUUUGACAAUGACAUCUGAUGAGAGAGAGAAGCGGCACAGGCAUAACUACGCGCAUGUAACAACUCAUACCGCCCAAGAUUGGGCUGAAACUUUUGUAUGUGAGCUAAACGAUACAGUUGCUGAAGCUCUGAUGAGAACAAGACAAGUUCCUCCUGAUCUUCCUAGUCGAACGGCUAUCCAGAAAUAUCUGCAGUCAAAAAAUCGUUUGCUCAUAUUGGGUUUCAAUUCAACGUUGACCGAGCCAGUUGAAUCCUCUGGGAGAAGGGGUGGUGAUCAAAUCAAGGAGAUGGAACUCAAGUUGCGUCCUGACUUAAAGGGUCCUCUGAGGGCCCUCUGCGAGGACGAGAGCACUACAGUUAUCGUUCUCAGUGGAAGCGACAGGAGUGUGCUUGAUGAAAAUUUCGGAGAAUUUAACUUGUGGCUGGCAGCAGAGCAUGGGAUGUUCUUGCGCCCAACUGAUGGAGAAUGGAUGACAACAAUGCCUGAACAUCUGAACAUGGAUUGGGUUGACAGUGUAAAGCAUGUUUUUGAGUACUUCACAGAAAGAACCCCAAGGUCCCAUUUUGAACAUCGCGAGACAUCAUUUGUGUGGAAUUACAAGUAUGCUGAUGUUGAGUUUGGGAGGCUCCAAGCUAGAGAUAUGCUGCAGCACUUGUGGACCGGUCCAAUCUCAAAUGCAGCUGUCGAUGUUGUUCAAGGGAGCCGGUCAGUUGAAGUUCGCUCUGUUGGAGUUACAAAGGGUGCUGCAAUUGAUCGUAUUCUAGGAGAGAUAGUUCACAGCAAAAGCAUGGUUACCCCGAUUGACUAUGUACUAUGUAUAGGCCACUUCCUUGGAAAGGACGAGGACAUCUAUGUGUUUUUCGACCCCGAAUACCCUUCUUCUGAAUCAAAGGUAAAACCGGAUGGUGCCUCGGUAUCCGUCGACAGGAGGCAGAACGGGCGGCCAUCCAAUGGCCGGAGCGGCUCCAGGAACUCGCAGGCCAGGACACCGAAACCUCAGGCUGCGCCGCUGCCGCAGCCACCGCCGGAGAGGUCAUCCUCGUCGUCCGACCACGGCAUGGGAAACAACAACAACCAACACGACUGGCGCGAAGGGUCCUCGGUGCUGGACCUCAACGGCGACAACUACUUCUCCUGUGCCGUCGGUAGGAAGCGCUCCAACGCCCGUUACCUGCUCAACUCGUCGGAGGACGUCGUCUCCUUCCUCAAGGAGAUGGCAGAGUCGACGACGCCCCGCGCCGCUGGCCUCCAGCCUGGCGCCGCCGCUGAUUACAUGUUCUUGGAUAGGCAGUAAGCCAAGUUUCUUUUCUCUACUAAUCAUCACCGGCCCGGCGGCCCACCGGAGAAGAGUUAACAAUAGCGCGGAAUAACAUUUUACGCGCGCCGGAGUAGCCGCCGUGGCUGUCUGGCCGGCGCGGCGUGGUGUACAAUCCUGUACAAAGUAUAAUUGAGCUCCUGGUAUUACUGCGAGAGGUUCUCGCAGCAAACGAGAGGAAGGCUUUGGCGCUCCUUGACUGUGUGACCUGGAGAGUUUUGUCUUAGAUGAAAUUGAUGGAUAUUUAUCAUUGUGAUGAUUAAUCUCAGUAUUGAUGGUCAUUUUUUU